Molecule: messenger RNA, 5782 nt
Organism: Closterium sp. NIES-65
Lineage: Eukaryota; Viridiplantae; Streptophyta; Zygnematophyceae; Desmidiales; Closteriaceae
Source: the annotation of a GenBank genome assembly
GGCCUUCUGCGGCGUCGACUCGCUCACUCAGAGGGCGGGCACAGCAGCGGUGGAGCUGGCUCUCGUAGUCUACCACUCGCACGGCUCCUUCUCAGCCUCGCUGCUGCAACAGACGCCCUUCACAGCAUCACCGGCCGUCUUCCUCUCGUGGCUCGACGCCCUCUCCUUCUCGGGGGGUGGUGCUUCUGACGCUGCCGUGGCUGAGGGCCUCUCAGAGGCGCUGCUGUACGCCUUCACGGCCCCCCUCCCCCCUUGCACUCACGCACGUUCCCGUGCCUCCCCCGCACGAGUUACGAUCGGCAGCCCGCUCCCUCCCCCCUCCCCUCUCCUCCCUCACUGCGGUGCAUUCCGCCGACGAGGGCGGACGCGGCCACCGCGGCGCAUUCCGCCGACGGGGGCGGACGCGACCACCGCGGCGGAUUCCGCCUACGAGGGCGGACGCGACCACCGCGGCGGAUUCCGCCUACGAGGGCGGAUGCAACCACCGCGGCGGAUUCCGCCUACCAGGGCGGACGCGACCACCGCGGCGCAUCCCGCCGACGAGGGCGGACGCGACCACCGCGGCGGAUUUCCGCUGACGGACGCGCUACCGCGGGUGACGAGGCGCAUCCUUGGACGGACGCGCACCCACGGGCGACGAGGUGCAUCCGCGGACGGACGCGCACCCGCGGGCGACGAGGCGCAUCCGCGGACGGACGCGCACCCGCGGGCGUCGAGGCGCAUCCGCGGACGGACGCGCACCCGCGGGCGACGAGGCGCAUCCGCGGACGGACGCGCACCCGCGGGCGUCGAGGCGCAUCCGCGGACGGACGCGCACCCGCGGGCGACGAGGCGCAUCCGCGGACGGACGCGCACCCGCGGGCGUCGAGGCGCAUCCGCGGGCGGACGCGCACCCGCGGGCGACGAGGCGCAUCCGCGGACGGACGCGCACCCGCGAACGGACCCGGUGUCGUCACCCCCUCCCCUCCUCCUCCUCAUGGCGGACGACUCCACUCCCAUCGAGCUCGGAGCCAUUGACAAGCUCGAACUUCUCCAUGACACCACGGCCGUAAACUGGGCGUCGUUUGAAGAUACGCUUCACACACACCUUGGCUCCGUCAUCAUUCAAGAUUAUUGCCUUCUUGAUGUCGUCCUCGAGCACCCUAAUGGCCUCCCACCUGUACUCCCCCCUCCCCUUGAACCUCCUCCCCCUGAUGCCCCUCCUCCACCCGAGCCUCUUCCCGACCCCCCGCGUGCCCCAGUUCAUGAUGACAACCCGGAUCGCUGGGGGGCCAACCUGAACACUUACAACAGGCUUCGCGACACUUACACCCUCCAGCGUGAGGCGCACCGUGUUGCGGAAGCGGCACACGCUGAUGCUACUGCACGCCUCCUCUCCUACGCUCAACACGAAAAAGACUAUGCAGAGGAGCUUCGCAAGAUCCACAAGGAUGCUGCAGCAUGGCGCAUUGCUGAUCGUCGUGCACUCGCCAUCAUCUUCUCCUGCAUCCCCUCCCACCUCAAACGCGACCUUCGUCCCACCUCCUCCUCUGGACUCUGGAAAACCCUCUCCACUCAGUACGAUCGUCAGGACCUUCGCUCCCUCCUCGCCCUCUUCCGCAAAUUCCAAGACAUCACCCUUGACUCCUCCCCCACUGCUGCUGCCUACACCCGUCGCCUCAUUGACACUGCGCAACGCCUCAAUGACCGCGGCAUUGUCAUCUCUGAGUCCCUUCUUACUGCACUCAUCCUUGACUGCCUCCCUCCCACAUAUGACACCUACCGCAUCACCUUCACCUCUCGCUACCGUCAUCCUCCUCCUGUGGCUGACACCAUCGAGUGGCUCUUUGACAGCGAAGCGGACAUUCAACGUGACUCCGCCACCGUCAAUGCUGUCCAGACCCGCAAAGCUACCACAGGCAACCACAACAGCGGAACAGGUGGCGGCCCAGGUGGCGCCGGUGGUGGUGGUGGUGGACGUGGUGGCGGCCGAGGCGGAGGACGCGGUGGUGGUCGCAGUGGUGGCCGUGGCGGACGCGGCGGAUAUCCCUCACCUUCAGGCACCCUCCCCCCGUGUCAGUACAUCAUCCGCUAUGGCUCCAACAAAGGUCAGCCAUGCUCUCAGACCACUCACACCACGGACACGUGCUUCAAAGCCCUCACGGACGAGUGGUUUGCACGUGGCAACGUUGGCACUCCACCUCGCUGGAACACUGUUUUCCCACGCCCCUCCAUUCAUGACAUCCGCACCCUCCCCGCAUAUCAGCCCUCUACUCCCAACCUUCACAAUGUCCUCACUCAGCAUCUCCCAUCUCACAUCCUUCAACAAGUUCAGCAUCUUCUCCCCUCCACUCCCACCACACCCACUCCUCCCCCAUCCACACCUCCGCCUCAAGCCCCUCCCCCUCACUACCCUCCACCCUAUGCUGGCUGGCCUUACCCUCCCUACCCACCUCCUGGAUAUGGUUCUCUCAGCAGUCGCGCUCCCGUCUCUCUGCCCCUCACGGCAACCCAGCGAAGCCGAGCUGCAAUGCAGCUGUCUCCUCGCCCCGACCCUCAGCGCAGCAGAGCACCAGUGCACCUGUGUCCCCGCAUCAGCCCGACCCACCAGCGCAGCUGUCUUGCAACUUCACCGCCUCCUCUUCCUCCUCCUCUCACUCCGGACCUCAUUGAGGAUUCUCAUGAUGAGCUAAUGUUCCUCCACCUCCUCUCACCAACCGUCGCCCCAGUCAUCCGCACAAUGGCUGGCACCACUGUUCUUCUCUUCUCCACCACCCCCACCAUCUACGAACCCACCACCUAUGAGCAAGCACUUGCCUGCCUUGAUGCACCUCUCUGGAUCGAGGCCAUGGUCAAGGAGAGCAAUGCCUUCAUCAGCAACCGCUCGUUUAUCGACGUCCCUCGUCCCUCAAAGCACAACGUGAUGCUGUGCCCCACGCCAGCCCCCGCAGCCACGCCACCAGCGGGUCUGGAGCGCCGCAAGCAUGUGGUGCUAGUAGCCGCCUCGCCGCCCCACCGCCUGUCCAACCCCGUCGUCAAACCGCCCCUGCCCACCUCCACCCCUCCUGCUGCUGCUGCUGCUGCUGCUGCUGUUGGAAGUGGGGGGGGCGGCGAGGGGGCGUGGGAGGCAGCAGCGUGGUGGCUGGCGUCCGCCCCCAUGGUGGCAUCACUCUUCGCCCACCCCCAGGUGCAGUCGCUCUAUGUCACUCUCUCCCUCAUCGCUCCUCGCAACGUGCCUCAACUGAGGCAACUAUAUGCCGCAGCAAAGCGCAGCCCCAGGGCAGCGGAACCCAUGGCAGAUGCAGCGCGGCAGCACCCCCACCACGUGGCGCUCAUUGCGGAGGGCUUCCUGGAGGCACGCAGCGUGCUGCACCGCGCUCCACCGCCCAAUGAGGGCCCGCCACGUGGCGCCCAGGCGGCUCCUCUUCCGGGUGGUGGUGGUGCAGGAGGGCCUGGGGCGGGCGCAGGUGGAGGGCCAGUGGUGGCCAUGGCAGCAGCAGGUAUGGCCUGGGGCAGGCAUGGGUGGGGAAAGCGCGGCUGGGCAGUUACUGGGCGACUGCCACAACCCGGGGCGCCCAUGGGUCAGCAGCAGGCGAAGCAGGAGCCCAUGUAUCCCGCGCCACCACAACAGCCUCUUGCCCGCCCUGCUGCUCCCUCCCCCUCCCCCUCGCAACCCCUGCGCGCCCACCAGCCCCCCCCUGCUGCGGCAGGGGGUGGGGGCACUACUCUGGGCGCGGGGGGUGUGGCGGUGGGGGUGGGGGCAGGGCAACCAGCUGCCACUGCUGCUAUCACCACCGGUGCUGCUGGCGGUGCUGCUUGUGCGGUGGGAGUGGGCGCGGGGCCAGCAGCGCCCAUGCCCUCUCUCCGCACCACGAGCCCCAGCCCGCACUUCUUCCCCUCCGCCCAGCAGCAGCAGCAGAAGCCACCACAGGCGUUUCAGCAGCUGCUACCGCAGCAGCAGGCAGCACAGCAGCAGGCACAGCCGACAGGGGUGGCUGUGCCGACAGGGGUGGCUGUGCCGACAGGGGUGGCUGUGCCGACAGGGGCGAGGCUGGGAGGAGGCAUGGCAGGGCAGCACGUGGGAGCUGCGGGGAUGGGACCAGCUGGGGGUAGCGCUGCUAUGGGGGCACUGCCUGCUGCUGCUGCUGCUGGAGGGGCGGGGCGAGUGGCAGUGGGUGGUGUGGCUGGUGGGCCAGGGGGCGUGGCAGCAGCAGGAGCGAUGCAGCAGCCUGGAGUGCCCCUGCAGGCACAUCAGCAGCAGCAGCAGCAGCAGCAGCCGCCGCCUUCCCAGAUGGUUGUUGGUCCUGGAGGCCGCAUGAUGCCCCGUGCCGCACCUAUAGGCAUGGCAGCAGCAGCAGCAGGAGCACCUGCAGCAGGUAUGGGUGCAGCCAUACCAGCAGCCGUUCCCGGACCUCAGAUGGCCAGGCCUGGAAUGCCCAUACCUGCCGGAGGCCCGGGAGGAGCAGUUGUUGGCAUGGCAGGUCGCGGAGGACCGGGCUUGGCUGCUUCUCAGCCAGGCCUUGCCCGUGGGAUGGCACCAGGUCGGGGAGCAGGCCCGGGAGCAGGUCCGGGAGUAGGCCCGGGGGCAGGGUACAUGGGGCGAGGAGGUCCGGGAGUGGCAGCAGAGGUGGUGGGGGAGUCAGGGGGGGGUGCAGCAGCAGCAGGCAUGGGCGGGCGGGGGGUGAGCCUGACAGUGACAGCGCAGCAGGGCAGGCCGGGGCAGGCAGCAGUGGUGGGCGGUGGGGCGGGCAUGGGGAUGGGGAUGGGGGGAGCAGGGGGAGCAGCAGGGGGGCCGAUGGUGGGGGGGCAGGCCGCCAUGGCAAGGCGUGUGGUAGGGGGCGUGGUGGGGGUGGGUGGUCCCAUGGCAGGGGCAGUGGGAGGAGUGGUGGGAGUUGGUGCGGGCAUGGCAGGGGCGGCAGGGGGUGGAUCAGCUGGUGGUGCUGGCGGGCAGAUGGGCCAGCGGCCUCCCCUGCUGCAGCAACAACAACAGCUGCAGCCACAGGCACAGCAGCAGCAGCAACAGCAGCAGCAGUUCCAGGCUCAGCAACGACCAGCACAGCCGCAGUUUCAGCAGGUGCAGGCGGGUGGAGGGGCAGGAGGAGUGGGUGGAGUGGUGGGGGGCCAGGCAGGGGGUGUGCAGCGAGUGGGUGUGGGGCAGGGUGUGGCAGGGCCGCAGGCUACAGUGGCAGGAGUCGCUGCCGCGGCAGCAGCAGGUGGGCCAGCAGGCGCAGUGGGAGGAGCAGCAGCAGCAGCAGGGCCUGGGCAUGCCAUGGCCGCCCGCCCGCUGCCUCACGCGCCUGGCGCUGCUGCCCCUGCUGCUGCCAUUGCUGCUGCUGGUGGGCCGCAGCCCACUCCCGCUGCUCCUGCUGCUGCCGCCCCACCUGCUGCUGCUGGCGCUGGGGCAGGGACAGGGGGCGUGAGGCCGCCUGGGCAGCCCCCGCGGUACCUCAAGCUGUGGGAGGGCACGCUCAUGGGCCAACGCAAGGACAAGUCUGUUGAGAUCUGCCGCAUGGAGGGCUACCACCAAGCAACAUCUCCUCCCAACCUGGCAGCAGACUGGCCGGACACCAUGCAGAUAGUGCGGCUGGUGUCCCAGGAGUGCAUGAACAACAAGGAGCUAGCAGGGAAGGCGGAGCUGCUGGUGUUUCGGCCCAUGUCAUCGCACGUGUUCCUGCAGCAGAUGGCUGAGAAGAAACUCUGCACCGUCAUUCAGCUGCCAUCUCAAACUCUCCUCCUCGGCACCGUACCGGACCGAUCCAGCCGCCUUGUUGGCAUGCUUUUUCCCAAGGUAGAUCACCCUUAA